UCCAUAAAAUACCGAACAGUUAAUCUUCAUCUUCCCCAAACCCUUCUCUCUCUCUCUCUCUCUCUCUCUCUCUAUCUGUUGCGGAGGCGACGAGGAAAUGCAGCAGCUGCAGUCUCCGCCGCAAAUGCUCGGAUUUUAACGAAUCUAGCUGUGGUAGAAGGCCUUUCUUUGCUGGUUCCGCAGCUUAAUUUUGAGAAUCUGGUUUAAUUCACCUUUUUAGCAAUGGAUUCACUGAAGGAGAAUAAGUUCAUGAAUGCUGGCCUCAUCUUUCUAGCAACAAUUGUGUUUGCAAAAGUCAUGUCCGCCAUUAUGAUUGCUAGGGCUAGGAAACGUCUCCCUCCUACUGUCAAGGCGUGGCCGGUUCUUGGGGGACUUGCUCGGUUUAUGAAAGGCCCGGUCGUGAUGCUUAGGGAAGAAUAUCCAAAGCUUGGGAGCGUAUUCACAUUGAAUUUUUUGAACAAGAACAUCACAUUUUUCAUUGGGCCUGAGGUGUCAGCACAUUUUUUCAAGGCCCCAGAAUCUGAUCUUAGCCAGCAAGAGGUGUACCAGUUUAAUGUGCCCACUUUCGGUCCAGGUGUUGUUUUUGAUGUUGACUAUUCAGUGCGACAAGAGCAGUUUCGGUUCUUCACAGAGUCUCUGAGGGUGACCAAGUUGAAGGGCUAUGUAGAUCAGAUGGUUGUUGAGGCAGAGGACUACUUCUCAAAGUGGGGCGACACUGGUGAAGUGGACCUAAAAUACGAGCUGGAGCACCUCAUCAUCUUGACGGCUAGCCGAUGCCUCUUGGGUAGGGAGGUGAGGGACAUGCUAUUUGAAGAUGUCUCUGCCCUCUUCCAUGACCUCGACAAUGGCAUGCUCCCUAUCAGUGUCAUCUUCCCAUAUCUCCCAAUCCCUGCUCACCGCCGCCGGGACCGGGCCCGAGCGAAGCUCGCAGAAAUAUUCGCGAACAUCAUCUCUUCUCGUAAGUGUGCCAGCAAGUCGGAGAAUGACAUGUUGCAGUGCUUCAUUGAGUCAAAGUACAAGGACGGCCGCCCGACGACCGACAAUGAGGUCACUGGCCUCCUCAUUGCUGCCCUUUUUGCCGGGCAGCACACCAGCUCCAUCACCUCCACCUGGACUGGGGCCUACCUUCUCCGCCACAAGGAAUACCUCUCAGCUGUGACUGAAGAGCAGAAGAGCCUGAUGAAAAAGCACGGGAAUAAGGUUGACCAUGACAUCUUAUCGGAAAUGGACACUCUUUAUCGGUGCAUUAAAGAGGCCCUUAGGCUCCACCCUCCAUUGAUACUCCUGAUGCGUAGCUCGCACAGCGACUUCACCGUGAAGACGCGGGAAGGAAAGGAGUAUGACAUCCCAAAGGGCCACAUUGUGGCCACUUCACCUGCUUUUGCCAACCGGCUUCCUUACAUUUACCAGGACCCGGACAAGUACGACCCUGACCGGUUUGCACCAGGCAGGGAAGAGGACAAGGCUGCAGGUGCAUUUUCCUACAUUUCGUUCGGCGGUGGCAGGCAUGGGUGCCUCGGGGAGCCAUUCGCAUACCUGCAGAUAAAGGCGAUAUGGAGCCAUUUGCUUCGAAACUUCGAAUUGGAGCUCGUAUCUCCUUUCCCAGAGAAUGACUGGAAUGCCAUGGUCGUGGGCGUGAAGGGGAAGGUGAUGGUUCGCUACAAGCGUCGGCAGCUCACCGUUGAGUGAAUGGGUUUGCUUGGUUUCUUUAGUUAUGUUUCUUUUCAGAUUUCUGCUGUCCAGUCAUUCUGAUUUUUGGCUUGUAGACAUAUCCAAGUGGUGGUCCAACUCAUCAAUGCAUCCCAGCUUCCUUCA
Messenger RNA from Magnolia sinica, 1815 nucleotides. Its product is annotated as sterol 14-demethylase. The record is from RefSeq and is a predicted model, not a curated record. Bases 223 to 1689 code for a protein of 488 amino acids. Gene Ontology annotation, molecular function: oxidoreductase activity, acting on paired donors, with incorporation or reduction of molecular oxygen; iron ion binding; monooxygenase activity. The transcript is spliced from 3 exons. Lineage: Eukaryota; Viridiplantae; Streptophyta; Magnoliopsida; Magnoliales; Magnoliaceae.